Molecule: messenger RNA, 2397 nt
Organism: Penicillium diatomitis
Lineage: Eukaryota; Fungi; Ascomycota; Eurotiomycetes; Eurotiales; Aspergillaceae
Product: diphthine--ammonia ligase family protein
Exons: 1
Coding region: 1-2397 (798 amino acids)
Biological process (GO): protein histidyl modification to diphthamide
Molecular function (GO): diphthine-ammonia ligase activity
Source: RefSeq, a predicted model, not a curated record
AUGUCAUCUUCAGCCGCGACGGCGCCGCCAACACCAGGACUUAAUGUGAUUGCCUUGAUUUCCGGCGGCAAGGACUCCUUGUAUUCGAUACUGCAUUGCAUUCGAAAUGGACACAAAGUAGUCGCUUUGGCUAAUUUACACCCCGCAUUACGAUCGAAGCCAACCUGCGCUGAACCCGGCGAUCACGCCACUCCCGAUGAGAUAGGCAAUGAUGACAAUGAUCCCGUCAAGGCCGAGGAUGAGGAAGAGGAGGAAGACAUCGACAGUUUCAUGUAUCAGACCGUCGGCCAUAGCAUCAUCCCGCUCUACGAAACGGCACUGGGUAUCCCUUUAUAUCGAGCUCCUAUCAAGGGCGGCGCCCUCGACACUGCCCGUGUAUACCGACAUGAUGCGGCCGACCAGGCUGCAGAGACCAUCACACCAAGCAAAACACACACCGGUUCGGUCCCGGAUCAGAUUGAAGACGAGACCGAGUCUCUCGUCCCGCUGCUCCGCCGGAUCAUGCAGGCUCAUCCGGAAGCCAAUGCGGUCUCGGCUGGCGCAAUCCUGUCCACAUAUCAGCGCACGCGUAUUGAAAAUGUCGCUGGUCGACUUGGUCUUGUGCCACUGGCUUGGUUGUGGAUGUACCCUUCUCUUCCGGCCCCCGUUGAGCGGGACGCGGAUCCCGCGGCUGUCGCGCAGGUGGGCUUGCUGGAGGACAUGGCUGCCUGUGGAUGUGACGCGCGGAUUAUCAAAGUUGCCUCGGGCGGGCUGGAUGACGGGUUCUUGUGGGAGAAUGUGUCUGGGGCUUCGGGGGUGCGAAGACGUCUCGUUAAGAGUAUGAGUCGUUUCGCUGCGCCGGAGGACAUUCGGGGCGCGGUUCUGGGAGAGGGUGGGGAGUAUGAGACGCUCGCGAUUGAUGGUCCUGGAUUUCUGUGGAAGAAGAGGAUCGAAGUCGAGAGCAGGGAUGUCGGCACGGGUGAAGGUGGUGUUGCUUAUUCGAAAUUGACAAGGGCAAAAUGUGUCUCCAAAUCAGAGGAUGGCAAGGAAGAUCGGCCAGAAGAUGUCAGAAAGCCGGCUUUGCUAGAUAUCUCCUUCGCUGCGGUCUUGCGUGAGAUGUCUUCGAAUUUCGUGGACAGUUCACCCUCACCGUUCCCUUCCCAAGUCUUGUCUCCGUCGCUUUGGUCUUUGGGCGAUGAGAACCAUCGUGUCGGUUCCUCUACGUGGACGAUCUCCAACAUCAAUGCGCCAGAGGCAGGUCCGGGUGCUCUGGAGCAGAUGGAAGGUAUCGUCACCAAGAUCCAACAAGCACUUUUGUUCCCCCCGGACUCCAUAGCAGUCCCUCGGUCCACAGACGAUAUCGUCUUUGCCACAGUGCUUCUGCACUCUAUGGCCGACUUUGCUAUGAUGAAUCAAGUAUACGUCUCCAUUUUCAAGAAGCCCAAUCCACCAGCUCGCGUGACGGUCGCAUGCGGUGACCGUCUUCCUGCCGAUACAAAGGUAUCGGUGUCCAUCGUUGUGGACCUAGGUCCACGGCAUCUUCGACAGGGUCUCCACGUUCAAUCACGCUCUUACUGGGCGCCUGCAAACAUUGGUCCGUACUCUCAGGCAAUAUCUAUUCCAUUCCGCGAUGAAGGCAACACGGUUUUCAUUGCGGGCCAGAUUCCACUUGAGCCGGCCUCGAUGGAAAUUUUCGCCCGAGACAAACAUCUUGUUGACGGUUACCUUUUGCGAGCAACUUUAGCCCUUCAACAUCUUUGGAGAAUUGGUGAGGCUAUGCAGGUCAAUUGGUGGCUGGGUGCCGUUGUCUUCAUGACAGGCGGCGAGCAUAUUGAAGCGCAAGCUCGCAUUGCAUGGCAACUUUGGAAGAGCACGCAUAGCAAAUCCGAUGAGAAUCUUGAAGACGAAAACGAAGGCGAAGGUCCGCAGCUGGAUGCUUGGGAUAUUAAGUAUGGGGGCAGAGCCGGCGAGCUCACGCCUGAAGUCAUUGCGCGCAAUCUCCCCGACUUCUCGGUGGUGGAAGAUGACUCCGACACGACCGUGCCGCCUUUCUUGGCGGUGGAAGUGCACGAGCUCCCACGUGGCAGCGACAUCGAGUGGCAAGGUCUCGGUAUUCGGUGCCGGCAGGUGCUGAUGCAAGAAUCAGAAGAUGGUGUCGCCAGCACGAUAGAUCGAAGAUACAGGUAUCGCUGUGUAGGCAUCGGCUCCGAGAAGGGUGAUGAGUCCUGCUUCGAGAGACUGCGGUCUUUGGUGACGUCCUAUUGCCGGCGUCCUAACACUACUCAGGCUGUGCUGUAUAGUACAUUUCCUGUGCCAGACGACCUGUGGCCCUCCCAAAUCGUUCCUUGUCGGUCUGUUUGGGGGCCAGAGGGACAACGUCUAGUCGCCAGUUUGGUUCUACAGGAGGAACUUUUUUAG